ACCUAAAGCUUUGCCAUAGUAGGAUUCAGCCGGCAGCAGCAUCUCGGCAAAGACUGGUUCAGAUAUCCGCAGUACCAUCAACCACAGCUUCCCGUAGCCUAUAAUGCGGAAGGACACUUAACAUCAGACCUCGACUGAAACAUUUCCAAAGGAUUUUGCAGACUCUUUUAUGGAAACCGAGGCUGCUGUGGUAAUGCUGCCUCCCAAGAACUGCCUCCCCAGAAAUUACAGUUGUAUCGCUAGGCUGUUCGGAAGCUUGACAGCAUCAGAGCAAAAGCUGGAGGACGGAGAAGAAGAGAUGGAGGGGGAGGAGGGCAAGAAUGGGGACUGUGAAGCAUUAGAGAUCAGCGUAGUGAAUGAAAAACCGAGAGGAAGGGAGUCAUUCCUGAAGCCCCCGCAUAGCCCGACUCAGCGCCGCAGGUGCAAGUCUCUCCCCACGUCGGCUGAAAGAGCCAAACUAGAGAUCGCACGAAGCCGGAGCCCAAGCAGUCAGAAAAAGGUACGUUUCGCCGACUCUCUGGGCCUGGACCUGAUUUCCAUCAAACACUUUGAUGACACGGAUAUGCCUGAGGUACCAGACCGCAUUAUUGACAAAUUCAAAAAAGCCAGAGCGCUCCACUUGAAUAACUUCGACAAGUCCAACACAUCAAGCCAGUCCGUGUUUAUGGAGCUGCUCUUCACAAAUCCAGGAUCCCUGCCAGACUUCCUUGACAGAGUUACUGCAGCGAAGGUUUUACUGGAGACUGUUCAGGCUGAUGAAUUCAGCCUCUCGGGGAUCGUGCGGGUUUUUAACUUGGCUUUCGAAAAAAAGGUCUAUUUGAGGUACACCUUAAAUAACUGGAGCACAUUUAUGGAUAUUCUGGCGUCCUACGUCCCCCAUUCCAGCGACGGGCAGACUGACAAGUUCAGCUUCAAAAUCAUCACCCCGACCUUUCUGGAAUUUGGAGGAACACUGCAGUUUGCCAUCAAGUAUUGUGUCGAUGGAGGUGAAUUUUGGGACAACAACAAUGGGAAUAAUUACAGAGUAAGACGACACAGAUUUAAAAUAUCUCCUCCAAGAGAAUGGGAAAACGGCUGGAUACAUUUUAUUUAGUGCGCGCGUCAGCCGUUCCGCUAUGGCGAUGCUUGCUCAUGAAUAUUAAUUAUAUGACUUCCCUCGACGAAUUGGCUAAGUAAUAAUCAUGAGCCAAGGCUUCGCCAUAGUAGGACUAAAAAUUUACCCAGCAGUGCAUCCUGAAGGAUCUACUGACCUUCCAUUAAAAACGUAUGUAGUAUACCACAUGGUAAAUGUAACACCGUUGUCUGUGCUUUUGUCAUUGCUUAAAAGAUAUUAGGUAGAGAAUGGGAAAUCGAAUUGACGUCAAAAAGGUAACCACUAUUUGACAAACGUAGUCAUAUUUCCAUCGAUGUAAAACACUGAUUGAUUAGCUGCAGUGUAUAUGGAUGGUCAUGGAGACAAGACCCCUGUCCUGCAUUCAUUAAAAUGAGCAGCACCAUUUUAAUGAGCCCAGUUUACAUUUUGCUUUAAUGCAUGUGCUGUAAUAGGAUAUUGUGUAAUAAUUACAUAAUCCACGGUGAGCCUGUUACUCUUCAGUUCCAGUGAAAUCAUGGUGUUUCAGCAUCACUGUGCUUGUUUUACAUGAAAUUGCAGCUAAGGCUACCUAUGAGGAAGAUUUUGAUACAAUAAUAAAUCAUGCCUUUUAGAAGAGCCUAAUAUAAAAAAUGCAGCUAGUUUUGCUCUGCCUGCUCCAAGCAACAGUCCUUGAACAGCUGCCUCUUGAGACCAGGGGAAUAAGGAUUACCUGCACAGCUCUGCACAGACAGAGCAAAAGUCAAUUUACAGAGCCGAGGUGUCUUGCUUUAGCAAUCAAUGUGGAGCAAUUAAAUAUUGCAUACGAUUUCUCUUCCUCAGAAAACAUACAGGCUGUUGACUGUUUUGUGUUUUACUUUUAAAGUUGUCAAAAAAUGAUUCUUUAUAUUUUUUUAAAUAUAUAAUAAUAAUAUAUAAUAAUAGUUGGGAUAGUCCACUCAAAAAUGAAAAUUCUCUCACAUUUACUCCCCCUAAUGUCAUCCCAAAUGUACAUUACUUUAUUUCUUUAGAUUUAAAAAAAAAAUUCAUCUUUUGCACAUUAACACAUUAACAAAAGGGUAAUUUUUUGGGUGGACGAUCCCUUUAAUGCAUGUUACUGGUCUUACUGUGAACAAUUCAUCCUUGCAUUCCUGUGAAAUGCAAAACGCAGCUGUGUUCAGUGACCAUUCCAGUAGGAAACACUCACUUGUCACAAUCCAAUCAACAACUGUUUGAUAAAAUCAAUUCCUGCCUAACAACUUUUCUUUCUCAUUUUUACUCUGAAAUAUGUCAUAAUACGAUAAUAGAUAGAUAAUAGAUACGAUAGAUUCAGUCCCAACCUCUGUUUUAGAAAAUAGUUUUAUAUUUAAGGCCCUGAUUAAAUAAAACUCUGCUACCAUCCAAACUACAUCAGUCUUAAUAAUUACUACUACUUGUACAUAAGAUUUUACAGGUGAUAAAUGCAAUCGUUGAUGAAGGAAGUUGUGGCUUAUACUGCAAGUGUUUUUGCAACCCUUUUGACACAUUGAGUAUGUUAUUGUACGGUGGUCAUGCUUAAUUUUUAAAUUUCUACAGUGUUUCUACAGCUUUCUCCUGGGCAUUUAAUAAUUUUUGACCUCUCAGUGUCAUUUAAAUAAAUAUAUAUUUUUUAAUACCUUUCCCUAUCAGCAAUGACAUAUGACCUAUAAAUGAAUAUACUUUAGCUUAGUAGUAAUUGUUUUAAUUGAUGUGGUUUGGAAUUGGUAAAAUGUGCUAAAAAAAACCCCCAAAAAACAAAAACCCAAAAAACAAACAAACAUAUGAUCAGAAUACUGAUGUAUGCAUGCACUACUCCCUAUCCAUCCCACAUUUUUAUGAAAAAGUCAUUAAUAAAUGACAGAAAUUUGCAUGACAGCAUGACAUCAAAGUGGCUCUGUAAAAUGUUCCCUAUUUUAAAAAACAACAAGUUUUGUAUAUAUAUAUCUAUAUAUAUAUAAUUAUGUCUGAUAAACAGGCCUGUUGUUAGUUUCCCAGAAACACAAUUUCCUACACAGCUGCUACACUAUAGUUUUGUGUCUCUACUGUAUAUCACUGUGGUAUCUUGGCUUUGUUUUAGGCAUCAUAAAAUAAUUGUAUUGCUACAUACAUUUAAUCUCCAUCGAUUUAUUUACUUGGUAGCUGUUUAAAAAGUAUGAUUACAUACAGCCAGUCAGGCAUUGUCCCAAAAUAAACCCCUGAUCAUUAUGUAAGUCUGGAUCAACCUGUAGGGCAGUGAUUCUCAAUCCUGGUCCUGGGGGUCCACUGCUCUGCACAUUUUGCAUGUCUCCCUUAUUUAACACACCUGACUGAGAUCAUCAGGACCAGGACCAGGAUUGGGAACAACUGCUAUAGGGGGUUAUUUUACAAUGAAAACAUAAUCUUGCUAUAUAAUCUUGUACAUACCUAAGACCAAAAACAUGUCUGCUGUGAAGAAUCUUACACUCUUCCAACAAUUCCAGGUUUAUUCUCUUUUUAAUCAAAUGAUAACAUAUUGAAGAGAUAUUAUUUAUUUAUUUAUUUUUUAACACAACCAAAUGAGUAGGUAUUUUCAGGGAUGAUUAACAUUUAAAAUGUCCAGACCUUAACAAAACUGUUACAGUGAAGUGAAGUUAUUGGCUUUCAUGCUAAAACCAUAACAAUAGAAGGUGUUCCGACAAGUCAGGGUUUAAUAUACCUCACAUUGUGUAAGCUAGGACGUCUUGGCAAUUUGUAUUCUUUUAUAAGUGUUAUUUUUAAUUACUUAACAUUUGUGUAGAACAGUGAAGUCUUUCAAGACAUACAUGAAAUACCUUAGAUUUGAAGAUUGGACAUGUCAAUCGAUUUCAGUGACAAACAAUGAUGCCCAAGACUUCUCUAUAGAUAAGUAUUGACCUUAUCUUUAGAUUGUUGUCUUAGACCUUCCAUUUUGUAGUAACUCUGUAUAUAUUUCUAUGGCAUUGCUGUGCUCUAAAGAGUAAUUAGCUGUUGAAGUGAAUUUACGUAUUGUAGAGUUAAAGAAAAUUAUCAUGAGCAUCGUAAUGAUUAAAGCAGAUGUCAGUAGACUUGGCAGAUUUUAAUCUGUAAAAUCUUACCUUCAUGUUGUGAAAAUAUAAACUCGAAGACAGAUAAGCACAUUGUUGAAAGGGGGCGGGGCUAAGCAAGGUCUAUAGUGAAUUACUGCCACUGAAGCAGGGCUAUCAGGUUGCAGGGCAGAUUAAAUGACUUCCUGAUCCUCUAGUACUCUGCUUCAGCCAGGGUUGUAGCUAGGAAAUCUGGGGACCCAGUGCAGGUUGUUGUUGUGGGCCCUCCCCAUUGGAUGAAAUCGCUCGGACCCCACAUCCCCCCCCCCCCCCCGAAAGCCCUGAUAAUUUUCACCACCUUUCUCUGACAGUUGAUGGCUAAACAUAGAAAAUCAUGUCACCCGAAGCUUUUUUUCAAUAGUGCCCUAUAAACGUAAAAAGCACUUUUAUUUAAGACUUUUUUGGUCUUUAGCUGCACUUUGAGUAGUUUAUUACUGAAUGACAAAUGAUUGUAAAGCUGAACCUUUCACAAAGUAUGAAUAGAGCAUCUAGUCUUUGUAAAGUUAUACAGCAUUCAAAAAGAAUUCAGAUACCUUCUAUAUUUUUUUUAUUACACAUUUAAUUAUAGUUAUAUAUUUUAUAUAUAAUUAUAUAUUUGCUGUCACACUUUGUUAUGUUUCAUCCUUACGCUAAAAGUAAUCAAGAUGAUCCAGAGAAAUGUGACAUUUCAGUUUUUGUCCUGUUAAAUAAACAUGCAAAACUUGCAAAAAAGUAUUUUAGCAUAAGGCUGCAAUCUAACAAAAUGUGAAAAAAUGACUGAAUACUUUCUGAAUGACCCCUGCACAAAAAAACACCCUGCUUUUCUUCAACCACCACAAGCUAUACCUCUUAAAUGCCAUUAUUUGUAAUGUUUUCUUCAUCACUGGGUUUAUUCUUCUUUAGUCAUUUGCUUUUUAAAUUUGGGGUUUGAGAGUUUGAAGGCAAGUCGAAGGAAAGGCUUGCUAUUUUAAGUUUUGUUGUAAUAUAUUUAUUGUUUUAAAUAGUUUGAUGUUUGGGGAAGAAAAAAAUACGUACUGUUGUUUAACAAAUUACAUUAAGUGUUUGUUUUAACCUAUGCAAUACUUGUCUUUACUGUUUCUGUUUUGCAGUUGUAUCAGUGUGUCAUGUUGUUAGUCUUUGUUUUUCUUUGGAAUAGUAAUACUGUAUGUCUUCUGCUUGCAUGUACAGACAUCCUGCAUUUAUAUGGUGAAGGUCUAAUGUAGCAUAAUUGAGCUAAAACAAGAAUUAAAAACAUUUGAGGUAUCAAAAUUCACUGUGUAAUACCUUAUCGUUCCUCAGCUUUGCCCACAGAGUGUUGUUAAGGGAAACGCACACACACAUCAGUUAUAUCUGUGUUUGCUAAUAAAAUGCUGUUACAGUAUAAAA
Molecule: messenger RNA, 5511 nt
Organism: Labeo rohita (rohu)
Lineage: Eukaryota; Metazoa; Chordata; Actinopteri; Cypriniformes; Cyprinidae
Product: protein phosphatase 1 regulatory subunit 3E
Exons: 1
Coding region: 170-1093 (307 amino acids)
Biological process (GO): regulation of glycogen biosynthetic process
Cellular component (GO): protein phosphatase type 1 complex
Molecular function (GO): glycogen binding; protein phosphatase 1 binding
Source: RefSeq, a predicted model, not a curated record